Molecule: messenger RNA, 2232 nt
Organism: Protopterus annectens (West African lungfish)
Lineage: Eukaryota; Metazoa; Chordata; Ceratodontiformes; Protopteridae
Gene: UXS1
Product: UDP-glucuronate decarboxylase 1
Exons: 15
Coding region: 303-1574 (423 amino acids)
Biological process (GO): D-xylose metabolic process
Cellular component (GO): cytoplasm
Molecular function (GO): NAD+ binding; UDP-glucuronate decarboxylase activity
Source: RefSeq, a predicted model, not a curated record
GACAGCAUAGAUCUUGUCCGAGUUUCAAGUCUGUACCAGGAGGAACGAAUUUGGUGAAUUUUUAAACCGGGGAUCUUUUUGAAUGUUACACUAGCCGUGAUUGGUGUAUCAGUGUAAGAAGAGUUGCUUACUAGAAUAGUAUGUCGUGGAGCUACGCUUCAGCUUUUUCUUAAUUGGUUUUAAUGUUGCUAAUUUUGCUGUUUUUUUUUUUGAAAAUUUGGAACUUAUAACUCUUGAUUAUGUAAAGCUGUUGAGGAAACAGUCCUGAUGUUUCCUGGAUUUUGAAUGAUGUUCUUUUGGGUAUGAUGGUAAUGGUGAAAAAGCGGGUACUAGGAAUCGUAAACGGAAUAAAUAGAAGAAUAAUGAAGCUUCUUGUUGCACUGGCACUGAUCGCGUACGUAGCAUCUGUUUGGGGAAACUACAUCAAUAUGAGGUCACUACAAGAAAAUGGUGAGAAGAAAAUAGAAAAGAGGAUUGAAGAAGCUGUUGCACCACUUCGAGAAAAAAUCAGAGAUUUGGAGAAAAGUUUUACACAGAAGUACCCUCCUGUGAAAUUCCUAUCUGAGAAGGAUCGAAAAAGAAUUCUAGUAACUGGAGGUGCAGGAUUUGUUGGGUCCCACCUUGCCGAUAAAUUGAUGAUGGAUGGCCAUGAAGUCACAGUGGUAGACAACUUUUUUACAGGCAGAAAAAGGAAUGUGGAACAUUGGAUUGGGCAUGAAAACUUUGAGCUCAUCAACCAUGAUGUUGUGGAACCCUUGUACAUUGAAGUUGACCAGAUUUAUCACUUGGCGUCACCUGCUUCUCCUCCAAACUACAUGUACAACCCCAUUAAGACAUUGAAGACUAAUACGAUAGGAACACUAAACAUGCUGGGACUAGCUAAACGUGUUGGAGCCCGGCUUCUUUUGGCCUCAACCUCUGAAGUUUACGGAGACCCUGAGGUCCAUCCACAAAAUGAAGAUUACUGGGGUCAUGUUAACCCUAUAGGACCAAGAGCCUGCUACGAUGAGGGGAAACGAGUGGCAGAAACCAUGUGCUAUGCUUAUAUGAAACAGGAGGGAGUCGAAGUGCGAGUUGCCAGAAUAUUCAAUACAUUUGGACCUCGAAUGCACAUGAAUGAUGGCAGAGUUGUUAGUAACUUUAUUUUGCAGGCUCUUCAGGGGGAACCCCUUACAGUUUAUGGCUCAGGGUCUCAGACAAGGGCUUUUCAGUAUGUCAGUGACCUUGUGAAUGGAUUGGAGUCAUUAAUGAACAGCAACAUCAGCAGUCCUGUUAACCUGGGCAAUCCGGAAGAGCAUACGAUUUUAGAAUUUGCAGAAUUAAUAAAGAAGCUUGUUGGCAGUUCAAGUGAAAUCCAGAAACUACCAGAAGCUCAAGAUGACCCUCAGAGACGAAAGCCUGAUAUCAGGAAGGCAAAAUUAUUACUAGGCUGGGAGCCAGUGGUCCCAUUGGAAGAAGGCUUAAAUAAAACAAUCGAUUAUUUCCGCAAAGAAUUGGAAUAUCAAGAGAAUAAUCAAUACAUCCCUAAACCAAAGCCUGCUAAAAUAAAGAAAGGUAGAAUUCGACACAACUGAGAUGAUUCAAACAAAGGAAACCAUGUUUCCCAUUUAGUGAAAAAUGGGAAAAUAAAAACAGACAUUGAACAGACACUUUGGACAGAAACUGGAAGUUUUUUUCCUAAAGCUUUGCUUUGAAAGUGGAUUGUGCCUAAAAGAACAUUUCCUAUUAUUGCCUUGCACUAUCUAUCUAUUUUUAGUGUAAAAUAGACUAGAGCGGUCAACUGAUCUUCAACUUCCGUUUUCUGGAGGUCAUUGUUUAGUAGCUGACUGUCAGCAGCAAUUGCUCCUUCUGGUUGUGUAAUGGAAUAUUGAAUGGAGAUGGAGGAAAAAUGCCAAUUUAUUUAUUUAAAAGUGGUACUGUCGAGUCCAUAACAUUCUAUGCAUAUAAAAGCAUACAGAAAGCUAACCAUAUCUUCUGAUGUGCAAAAUCCCUGACCUCCGUUGGUGCAUUUAAUAUUUUUGUUUUAGUCAUGAAGAAUUAUGUUUAUUGAAAAAAAUUAAGUUAUCAUGAAGUCAGGUUUUUAUGGUUCUGGUUGAAUUGUACAUUUGAAUUUGUAGGUUUAUCAUGGGUAAAAUUAUUUUGAAAUAUCACCGUUGUGAAUUUUCUGAAAAAGUACUUAUUGUAUUAUUGCUGCCAGUGUGAAUAUAUUUUAAUAAAAUAUUAAAAAGUGAA